Messenger RNA from Pleuronectes platessa (European plaice), 4037 nucleotides. RefSeq names its product niban apoptosis regulator 1a (gene niban1a). Lineage: Eukaryota; Metazoa; Chordata; Actinopteri; Pleuronectiformes; Pleuronectidae. The coding region runs from base 86 to 3172 and encodes 1028 amino acids. The transcript has 15 exons. The record is from RefSeq and is a predicted model, not a curated record.
CUCCUCCUCCUCCUCUCCUCCGAUGAGCCGGGGCUUGUACCUGCGCGCUGACCCGACCUGAGGCUCGUCUCCCGGCUGCAGCACCAUGGGGAUCUCCGCCUCCAGUCCGCUGGACGACCACAGGUCCACCUUCAUCACAGGCCAGGCUGAGGCUGAGCUGAAGGCCUUCAGUCCGUACUACAGGAAGCAGUUCUCCGUGGCUCGGUUGUCUCAGGUGGAAGACGAGCUGGAGCAGCAGAAGGCGUCGACCACUCAGCUGCUCAGACAGAGGCAGGAGAAUCCUGAGGCGGGGGAGGUUCUGUACGAGGAGGAGGUCCUUUACUUCGACGACACCAGGAAGUGGAGGGAGAGGUACGUGGUGGUGAGAGCCAACUACUGCCUGGAGUGUCACGAGAGCCUGGAGACGUUUAUCAAAGGAGUUCCUCCGCGACAAAAGCUGCUGCCAACAGGGGGCACUGUUCUGACCACAGAGGAGAAGUACAUGUCCAUGGUGGACAAGUGUUUUCCUGACAAGACCAGCGUGAACGAGGACUUUGCUCCGCCCCUGUCGGGGAUGCCGGGUCAGUUCCCGGUUUACCUGCGUCUGCCGUACAGGAGAGACUCGUACUUCUGCUUCCGACAGCAGGCGAAGCAGGAAGCCUUCCUGUCCAUCCUGUCCGACUGCAUCAGACACCAGAACCAAGACUUCCUGAAGAAGAAGACGUGUGAAGUCCAGGCCUUCCUCAAAGCCAUCCAGCUCUACAGACAGGACAAGGGACGGUACGAGGCGUGGGACAUGCUGAUAGGAAGUGAUGUCAGGGUGAUGGCGAAUGUGGUGAUGGAGCAGCUGCUCCCGUCCCUGGAGAAAGACAUGCUGCCUGGUCUCAAAGCCAAGAAGACGGAGAAGAAGAGAGUUUGGUUCGCUACGGUGGAGGCGGCCUACGUCCUGGUCCAGGAGCAUCUUCUGGAGGGACUGACGGCGCUGAAGGAGGAAUGUCGGACAUCGGUGCGGCAGCAGGAAGUUCUGAUCCACUCCGACAUGGACCAGAUCCUCAGCUCCAGACGUCAGCUGGGGGAGAAAGUCCAAGCCAAAGUGUCGGAGGCGGCGGAGAAGCUGUGCUCGGAGUCGGUGCAGCCGUACCUGGGCUCCGUCCUGGAGGAGCUGAUGGAGCCAAUCAGCUCCGGGUUCCAGGAGGGACGGCAGCUGAGCGAGAACAUGAUGGACAGCUGUCAGGACGUCCUGCUGGGAGAAGACAAAGAGGAACUGAAGAGGGUUCUCUUGGUCAUGUCGAGACCGAACCUGCUGAGCUGCUACCAGAAGAUCGGCUCCCUGCAGGAGAAGCUGCAGCACCUGCAGGACCGCUUCUCCUUCUCCAACAUCCCAGGAGUGAUCCACAGCGCCCAGAUCGACCUGCAGCUGCUGAUGGAGAACGCAGCCUACACGUUUGAGCAGCUGCUGCACAAGGCCGUGCAGGACAACCCCGACAACCCCCCCCACGCCGGCUCCGCCCUGGAGAAGUCCAAACACCGGGUUCUGAAGCAAUACGACUACGACAGCAGCUCAGUGAGGAAGAGGAUCUUCCAGGAGACGCUCGUCUCCAUCACGCUGCCCUUCAUCAAGAAGAGCCUGGCCCCCACCUGCAGGACUGAGCUUCAGGACCUGGAACAGUUCAUCGACGCCGACCACUCCAGCUUCAUCCAUGUGGAGAACGUCUAUGAGAGCAUCCUCCUCCAGACGCUGGACAAGGAGGUCACCAGAGUGGUGAAGGAGGCGGCGAGCCUGAAGAAGUACAACCUGUUCACAGAGAGCCGGGACCUGGUCAGCCGCUCCAGCCGCUCCAGCCUCUCCUCCCCCACCGUCUCCACGCCCGGCAGCCCCGCCAUGUCGCUGGCCUCCCCCGCCCGGAGCAGCUCUGAGCCCCCCCCGCCCUCUCCUCUUGCAUUCAACGGUCUGUCCUCCAUCCCCCAGAGGGACGAGAAGGAGGAGGCAGAGACAGACGCGCCGCCGAGCGCGGCCUUAACGGACGAGACACUGAUCGAGACGCCUCUGGUCCAAGUCGCUCAGAGUGUCUCUGUCAGCGAGGAGAAGGAGACACCUGAACCCGGAGCAGAGGAGGACGUCCAGACUGUGAAGGCACCAGCAGACGUCCCCGUCCAACCUGAGACGACAGCUUUAAAAGACACAAGCGCUCAGAAUGAGACACAAGACGUCCGUGUGGCAGCAGCUCCAGAGACUGUGAUCCCAGAGGAAGUGAUUUCUGUCCAGACUCAGAAAGUGGAGACGGCUGCUGAGCCCACGAGCACAGAUGUUCCAGAAGAAGCAGGAACAGCUGCAGAACGUUUAAAGACAGAUGUUGAAGAAGAAGCUGCACAAACAGAAGCUGCUGAAACAGAACCUGCCUCAGAGGGAAGUGGUUCUCCGCUGGCAGCCGCCGGGGAGGGAGACCCACAGAGCCCCAGCUCCCUGUUAGAGGCGCCCCCUGGUGGAGACACACCUGGACACGUCAUCCUGGCCAUGUUGAGAAGUGAGGCAGAACCAGUCACUUUCUCAGAAACCGACUCUCUGCAUGUGUCAGUCGGCAGCGAGUCACCGCCCUCGGAGGUGGAGUUCCCAGAGGACGUCAAAGCCACGCAGAGCAGCGGGGACGAGGGCUCAAUGACCUCCGAUGUCCUCGAGGACGACCACAGUCCCUCACCUGUGAGCUCCGGGGACGCCCCUGAGGCCACGAGCACCGGGCCCCCUCAGACCCAGACGGAGGCAACUGGUGCUCCGACCUCUGAGCCUGUCCCAGAGGAGGCCCCUGUCCCAGAGGAGGCCCCUGUCCCAGAGACGGCCCCUGUCCCGGAGGAGACUCCUGUCCCAGAGGAGGCCCCUGUCCCAGAGACGGCCCCUGUCUCAGAGAAGGUCCCUGUCUCAGAGAAGGUCCCUGUCUCAGAGACGGCCCCUGUCUCAGAGAAGGUCCCUGUCUCAGAGACGGCCCCUGUCGCAGAAGAGACUCCUGUCACAGAGCCAGUCCCUGUCCCAGAGGAGACUCCUGUCCCAGAGAAGGUCCCUGUCCCAGAGGAGGCCCCGUCCAGCCCCGGAUCUCGACCACUGGACUGCAUCAAGGACAUCCGGGACCUGGUGGUGGAGGUGAUCGACGUGGAGGAGCUGGUGCAGCUUUACCCCAGUGGGAUUCCAAAAGAAGAAUAAAAGACCUGGACCCAUCAGGUCUGCCUCAGAGGUUGUGAGAUGCUCCAGCAGCACCAAGUGUUUGAGGAUGUUCUCCUGUCCUGAAGGAACCAUCAUGACCGUGACUCUUCAGACGGACCUGAACAUCUGCUCCACAUCGAGGAACCGUCCACCUCCUCCACACACCUCAACACAAAUGAAUGAAAUUUAGUAAUUUAUAUAAAUCAUCACAUCAGGCUUCUGUUUCAUUCACUUAUUUCUUUUCAACUAUUUUAGCACAAAACAGUUUUUAGAAAACUUUAGAUUUAGACAUUUUUAUGACAGAAGAUUGUGAAUUAAAUUCUGAGUUUAUUUUAAAGGAAGGUUCAGGUUCUACUUUCUGAGAAUCUCCUGUGGAUGUGUGUGUGUGUGUGUGUGGGGGGAGAGAGAGAGACACACUGUUCACAGCUCCUCAUGUUCUCACAGACGAGGAACCCGGCUGAACAGAUCAGUUCAGAGACAGAUUAGUGUCCCACUUUGAUUUGUUACUUGUUUAAAAAUCUCUUUAUCACAUUUUAAUAUAUUUGACCUUGGGGAUCUAAAUCAACGUCCAGCUGCUCAUUGAUCUUCGUUGUGAUUUUUCUUCUUGAGCUACUGAAGGAUUUUCUUUUCUGAUCUAAAAGAAUGAAGGUCUCAAAGUGCCUCCGUGUCCUCGAUGUCCUCACGUGCCUGAACGUCAUGAAGAAGAAAAGGGGGCGUGUCCCGUGGACGUUCAGGGACGACUUGACCUUCAACUGUUCACACGGAUGUUUAAUCUGUAACAAAGUUUUUCUGUGUCAACUCUGGUUUGGAUUUUGAAGCAGCAGAAAUAAUAAAAUGUUUAAUUUGCCAAUAAAAUAAAAAAUGA